AUGCGCGUGUGUCUUGAGGAGACCCGCUUUGCUUUCUUCCUCCAUCCGACACGCGUUUUCGGUCAGGCGAACGCAACAAGGUCGGAUGAAAUGAAAUGGACCCGCAGAAAAUCUGCCGAACCGCAUCGAGCACACGGUAACGCGAGCGCGGAAUACUGAGCCAAGAAUGGCUGCUCCGGACCUUCUUGAUCCUAAAACAGCCGCUCACAACUCUAAACCACGUCUGUCGUUCUCGGCCAAGCCAGCGGUGCGAAACACCUCAGACGAUUAUGAGCCUCGUGUGAGCGUCAUGCGCUGGAAGACAGUGCUGACUGUGUUUCUGCUGGUGGUGCUCUAUCUGAUUCUCGGAGCGACUGUGUUUAAAGAGCUGGAACAGCCGUACGAGACGUCCCAGAAACUCUCCAUCCUGGCAGAUAAACUGGAAUUCCUCCUGGAGCAUCCCUGUGUCAACUCAUCAGACCUGGAGAACUUAGUCAAGCAAGUGGCAUCCGCCAUACGAGCAGGCGUGAACCCUUCAGGAAACCUGUCCAAUCAGAGCAGCUUUUGGGAUCUCAGCAACUCGUUCUUCUUCGCCGGAACCGUUAUUACCACUAUAGGUUUUGGGAAUAUUUCACCUCACACAGAAGGCGGUCGUAUCUUCUGUAUUAUCUACGCUUUGUUGGGAAUUCCUCUGUUUGGAUUUUUGCUGGCAGGUGUUGGAGAUCAGCUUGGAACCAUCUUUGGAAAAGGGAUUACUAAAGUUGAAAAGAUGAUUGAUAAGUGGAACGUGAGUCAGAUGAAGAUCCGUGUGAUCUCCACGCUUCUCUUCAUUUUGUUCGGCUGUCUUCUUUUCGUCACUCUGCCAGCUGUCAUAUUCAAACACAUCGAGGGCUGGAGCACGCUGGAGUCCAUCUAUUUUGUCGUCAUCACCUUGACAACUAUUGGCUUUGGAGAUUUUGUCGCAGGCGAGCGACGUCACCAAGGAGAGAACAGUGGUGGUUCUGAGAUGGAGUAUCUGGACUACUAUAAACCUGUGGUGUGGUUCUGGAUCCUGGUGGGUUUGGCGUAUUUUGCUGCUGUUCUCAGUAUGAUUGGAGACUGGUUUCGUGCCAUAUCUAAGAAAACAAAAGAGGAGGUUGGAGAGUUCCGAGCUCACGCAGCUGAAUGGACGGCCAAUGUGUCCGCUGAAUUUAAAGAGACCCGUCGCCGCCUCAGUGUGGACAUUUACGACAAAUUCCAGCGUGCCGCGUCCGUCAAACGCAAACUGUCCGCUGAAAUCGUCCUCAAUCUACCUGUCAAUCAGCAGAUGACACCCGGGAAACGCGCCCGCUCCGUCAACCUCGGUGAUGAGAGAGAGGUGGGUCCCUUCCCGCUGGUACGGAACGGAAGUUUGUUCCUGAACGGCCUCAGUCCAGAUUACGCCCACCACAUGGAUAACGCUUUAGUGAGAACAAAAUGAACUAGGAUUAUUCACUGAGCUCGUGUGGAGAAUAUACGGUGUAUGGGCAUGGAAAAAGAUGCGUUAGUAUGAGCAUAACGAGAGAAUGUCGCCAUAGUUGUCCAAAGACAUUCACAGGUUUAACACGCUUGUUUUUAACCUUGCGCCUUUCUGAGAGAUUCACCAGUUAAUAGGCGACUCAUCUGCAUCAGAUGAAGAGAUCCUAAAUGCCACUUCAUGUAUCAUCAAAGAUGAAAACUGCCCAUGUUCAUAUAGUGAUCGCCCAUUUGUCUGAAUGAGAGCUUAGAGGAGGAUUCGUCUGCGCUCACAUUACUGUCCACCUACACUGCUCUCAUGAAGUCAGACCGCUUCACACGAGGAUGUGUUAUUAAAUCAUCACAUCACUCACAAAGGCAACUGAGACAUGGUUUUUAUGCAUGCACACUUCUUAGUGAACACAGAGGGAACGAUCACCAAAACAAUGCACACCAGCGCACUUCUGGAUUAAGAAGACGUCACAUCAGCAUUUCUUUAUGGGAAGUUUUGUUUAUCACACUGAAGCCGUCUCGACUGGCAGACGCAUGACGCAAUAUUCAGCAUGAGUUCUGCGGUUUAGGGAUGAGAGACAGUCCACAAGGUCCACACCUUCAUAACCUGGAAACAUCAAGAAGUUGCAUCGAGCAAUGUGUUUGUGCCUUACCUGAUUCGCAUAAACGCUUCAGUGAAUCAGGGCUGAAACUAUUCAGUGAUUGGUUUUAUAUCAAUGGAUUUUCAUUUUUUUCAUAAUGUAGAUUACCAAGUCAUUCAGCCGGUUCAAGUGUCAAGCGUUCAGUUGAUCGCUCCGUGUGGACGUCUAGAUGACGUCAAGCUGUGAGAAAUUCACAGUGAUUAUAGUUGAUUUGGGAUGACACUCAUGGUUCUUCAGUUGUUAAAUUUAGGAACAGGUGACCGCGGUUCAUGGAUCAUGAAUGUUGCCGUUGACAACACUGACAGACCCAUGAAAGACACUUCAGGGCAAAAUGAACUGAAGUUGUUUUAAUGAUAUAAUUAGACACAAGCUGCGUCCAUGGUGGUUUUACACUACAUUUUUUAACAUUUUGGUUUUACGCUACUUUCGCCAGGGACAGCAUCAAGAUGUUUCUGUUGACUUACAUUUUUUUUUAUAAAAUAUUUUUUAACUAUAGACAUACAUUGGACACGAGAAAUUUUUACCCAAAAAUACAAUUUUCAAAUGGUGUAAACCUGUAUGUGACUCUUCCAUCUAACGGAGAAGAAGAUAUUUUGAGAAAUGUGUUCAGACAAUGGAAGUCGAUGGAAUUGAAUGUUGUUUGAUUAUCAAUGUUCUUCAAAAUAUCUUCUGCAGAAGAAAGAAACUCGCAAAGGUUUAAAACCAUGAGGGGGAGUAACCCUAGUGAAAAAUAAAUAUACUUACAGUAAAUGUAUUUGAAAUACAUUUAUUUCAUGCUAAGUAUACUGCAAAUCCAUUUACAUCUUAUGUACCUAAUGAAAAUAUGCCACGGUUGUAUUUGUGGGAUACUGAAUUGGUAUACUUAAAGUCUGCUAAAUGAGAACAACUAAUUUUGUACUUUAUAUACUUUAAUUGUGCAGAAAUAAUGCUGAAGUCCAAUUAAAGAUACAUUUAAGUGUUUUUGAUCGUGCUAAAGGGGAACUAUUGAAAAUAUGCUUCAGGUACAAUUUAAAUAUCUUGCAUUGAAAGAUUGAUUUUAUUUAAAGAAAUUAAAAAAUCCUUAUCAAAAGUGACAUCACAACAAAUGUGUAUUUAAUACAUAUUAAUAUGAAGAAAUGUGCAUUGUGUUUAAAUGGUUCUCCAAAUAACGUUUAAUUAUAAUUUUAUUUCAGUUAUGUAAACUAUACUUAGCAUGAAAAGAAUUGUUUUUGGGAAAUCACUAAAGAAUUGUUAUUUUUGGGUGAACCCUUUUAACUACCCAACAGUAAAUCAGAUUAACCAACAUUAAACAUGCUGCAUACAUGAGAAAAAUGCUAUAUAUUAUUAAAAGAUUGAUAGGGAUUCUUUUUGUGAGGGUAACAGGGCCGAGGGAAAACCUGGGGACACGACAAAAAAAGAACAAAAAUAUUUUUUGAGGGAUUUAACCUUUAUAUUUCAUGGUAAGGUAUAAUAAUAAAGAGUCGGGAGGGUACACAUAACAAUUGCUAUUUUUUUCAGUGUUCUAGGAAGUUUUCUGUACAGGGCACUUUGCUUAAUAAUAAAAUGUCUUUUAAAGUUCAUAUUUAUGCAUUUGAAUAAAUAUAAUGGCCUGGGGACAGAAAUGUCACCAAUUUAUCGGAAUGUUUAUUUACAAAUAUCCAGUCAUCUCCGCCGCUCAUUAUAGAAUUGGCUGUGAUGAAUCCAUUCAUUCUAUCCUUCACGGCCUAAGAAAAGAACGCAUUUUACAUUCGGAGAACGCAUUGUCUGAAUUUUACACAACCACAGACUGUUAUAAUCAUAUCUUACACCUGACCACAUAAACUGACAGUGUAACUAGUUAUGCUACUAACACUACAAACACGGGUACAUUUUAAGUAGCAUGACAGUCCAGAGAUGUUUUCAGUAAGCUGCUUUUUCUAAGUUAAAGGAGUAGUUCACCCUAAAAUAACAAUUCUGUCAUCAUUUACACACCCUCUUGUCAUUUGAAACCUGUAUGACUUACUUUGUUCUGCAGAACUCAAACAAAGAAUGUUUGUGUCGACACAAUAGAAGUCAAAGGGGACCAAAGGUUUUCGUUAACCAAAUUUUUUAAAUAUUUUGUUUUUUUUGGUGAACUACACUUUUGAUUGUGACACAACAUUGCACCAAAGUCCGUUUACGGAGGUCGUGCAACUCGGCGCCCAUGUUUUCAACGCCUCUGUGCAGUUAUUUACGUUGUAGCAAGUCAACAGUCCCAUCGCUUUGAAUGGUGGAAGGUGGAUUUUUCUAAAAACGCUGGCAAAUAUUUUUCCGAUCAAUGAUUAAACCUGAUAAGGCUGGUACCAUAACUUUGGUGUGCUAAGCUUAAAUUGAGAAAAAAUUACCUUUUUGGAUGCCGCUUCAGCAACUGCGCAUACGCACUGGCUGGCAACCGCCUCACGAGAACCUCGCCCCAGAGAAUGGUCAGUGUUUAUCGACAGACGAUUGAAUCCUUUUACUGGAAGGCGGGACUUUCUCCACUAGAGUGGCCAUAUUGAGCCUUGCAUUCCUCGCCAUUCAUUGUAAUGGCAGUGACUCAUAUUGUUAUAUUAUCUUUCAUUACACUCAAAAAAUGAUGAACCCAACCGUUGGGUUAUCUGUUAACUUUUGCUGGGUCGAGUCAAAUAUAAUUAUAUUCUGGGUUAAUUUAACCCAACAGUUGGGGUUGUCCCUUUUUUGACCCAACCGUGGGUUGAAAAUGACUCAACACUUGAAAGUGUUUUUAUUGUACUACACAUGCGGGGAGAGAUGGAGCAGUUUAU
This is a messenger RNA of Triplophysa dalaica, 4864 nucleotides long. It is a transcript of the gene kcnk2b, whose product is annotated as potassium channel, subfamily K, member 2b. The transcript is spliced from 7 exons. Lineage: Eukaryota; Metazoa; Chordata; Actinopteri; Cypriniformes; Nemacheilidae. Gene Ontology annotation, molecular function: outward rectifier potassium channel activity; potassium ion leak channel activity. The coding region runs from base 167 to 1438 and encodes 423 amino acids. Gene Ontology annotation, cellular component: membrane. The record is from RefSeq and is a predicted model, not a curated record. Gene Ontology annotation, biological process: potassium ion transmembrane transport; stabilization of membrane potential.